GUAGGUGGCACUGUUUGAGCAAUUUCCAGUGACUGCUGAAAGGGUCGUGUUCGGGCUUCCUUAUUUGACACGUUUUCCUUGGUAAUUCUGUGUGAUCUAAGUGUGAUCUUCAAGUUGUGACAGGAAGCUGUGAGGAGGCUCUGUCAGAAUCACACAAUCAACUUCUAAGAGCUUGCACUGUACAGCAUGGCGACUAAACCAGGAUCUAGUCUAGUUAGAGUCACGCCUGUCACACUGCACUACAAGUCAAAUAACGCGAGCUUUUUUUUUUUUUUUUUUACAAGUCAAUACAUACACACACACACACACACACACCUUAUGCAACCUCUGUGGGACUUGCCUGUUACCAUAAUAAAACCUUGUUCCAUCAGUGGAGUCGUGGGUGUGGAGACGUAGUAGUCUUAAUAAUCCCCCGCGUCCAGUUGGUGGAAAUCCCCACGUGGUUUCGACUCCUAUAUAAAAACUUUGGGUGUGUGGAGCCCCUGUUGUCCUGAUUGAAAAGAGAGAAAGGGGUCUCACUGAGCAGCAUCUUGCAAGGACGCACGGGAGCUCGUCAUCUGCACCGGACACGGCACCCAGGCGCAUACACAAAAGACACGGGACUUACCGAGCGCUGUUGUUGUCCCUGGGGCUGCAGAGGUUCUCUCUUUUUUUGGGAGUUUCUGCAUGUUCGCUCGGGAGAAAGCGGACUGAACUCCUUUGGGGAACGCCGAGGGGGUUUCUUGUUUAGUUUUAGUGUUGAGGCGCCGUGCUCGUCCUCUUUUGUUUUGGUAGAUUACGCGUCUGACCCGUUCGUUGUGUGACAGAAGCGCGUCAACGAUCAAAACUCUCGAGUUCCUAGAAAUCAGAGAGAGCUUAUAUUUUGUGCAGAGAAAAAAAUUGCCGGACAACAAACGGAAUGCAAAAAUGACUAGAUUAAACUAGUGUCGUAGCACAGUCGCACUCUUAUGUUUGAGGAAUACAACUGUUUCAGUGUCAUCUGAGGAUUGCUUGAGGUGUCUUACUUUUGGGAACACCUCUGGAUGUUCUCCCGGAACGUGCAAAUUCGUAGGCUAAAUUAAAAGUUACAUUUCAAGCGGCGUGCUUAUUUAAUAGUUCAUUUCUUCUGGACUGCAACUUAACGUUUAUAAAAAUGAGUUUGUACACUCUGGCAUUGUCCUGUUUAGUUGCGUGCGUUCUCUCCGUGCGCUCCAGCUCACCGACCGGGAAAGAGACGCAGAGCGCGUCCCAGGAGUCGUGCGCAUCCUGCGGACUCAGGGCGCCGGAUCAGUCGGAGCGGCUGAACAUAGACUUCUUGGAGGCGGUGAAGAGGCACAUACUGAACAGGCUGCAGAUGAGAGACAGACCCAACAUCACCCAUCCCAUCCCGAAGGCUGCGAUGGUCACAGCGCUGCGGAGGCUGCACGCCGGCAAAGUGCGAGAGGACGGCCGGGUAGAGAUCCCCAGCUUUGACGGGCAGGCUGCUUUCAACAACGAGGUUCAAGCGGAGACCUCUGAGAUCAUCAGCUUCGCGGAAUCAGAUACGCAGACACCCUCCAAAUCCAGUAUGUACUUCCUUGUCUCUAACGAGGGGAACCAGAACCUGUAUGUGUCCCAGGCCAACCUGUGGCUGUAUCUCCGCGUGCUGCCUGCCGGUCCUGAGAAGGGCGUCCGGAGGAAGGUGACUGUCAAGAUACAUUACCUGGAAAAUGGGGCUUCAAGCGGUGCGGAAGGGAGCCCAGGCGGCGGCGGUGGGGGAGGAACGGGCCGCUGGUCCUUCGUGGAGAAGCGGGUGGAUCUGAAACGCAGUGGCUGGCAUACUUUCCCCCUUUCUGAGGCGGUGCGGGCGGUGUUCGGAAAAGGUGGCCGGAGGCAGGACUUGGAGAUCCACUGUGAGGGCUGUGAGACAGCCGGCGUGGCUCCGGUGCUGGUGGACCCAGGCGAUCCAUCCCACCGGCCGUUCUUAGUGGUCCGCGCGCGGCAGGUGGAUGGGAAGCACCGCAUCCGAAAGCGGGGGCUGGAGUGCGACGGCACCAGCGGGGGCUUAUGCUGCCGGCAGCAGUUUUACAUAGACUUCCGUCUUAUUGGCUGGAACGACUGGAUCAUUGCACCAGCUGGUUAUUAUGGUAACUACUGUGAGGGCAGCUGCCCGGCCUACAUGGCCGGUGUGCCAAUCUCGGCCUCAUCCUUCCACACCGCAGUAGUCAACCAGUACCGCAUGAGAGGGAUGAGCCCAGGCUCGGUCAACUCCUGCUGCAUCCCCACCAAGCUCAGUACUAUGUCCAUGCUCUACUUUGAUGAUGAGUACAACAUCGUCAAAAGGGAUGUGCCCAACAUGAUCGUGGAGGAGUGUGGCUGCGCUUGAGUCUACACUGACCAUUCACUAUCUGAACUUGGAACAGUCAGAAAGGCCUUUUUGUACAAACAGGACGUUAUUGUACGGUACACAUAUACAAUAUAUCUAUAACUACUGUAUGUGCAAGCAACACACACACUGGUCAAAUCUAGCAAACGCAAGUAUCAGUGUUGUGUCCGUGUGUGCAUGUGUUGGCGCGAGUGUGUGUAUUUAUCAGACUGAGUGACAUGCUUGCUGUUCGAGUUCUGUCCAUUUGGCAACGACUGGUCAGCGAUGGGAUGAGAAGGGAAUGACUAUCACCAAAUGAUACUUUUCUCUAGUUUGCCAUUUCUAGUCAAAAAAUAAUGGCCCGUCAUCUCCUCUUGAAUGAAGAUAAAAAGCGCUUAGGAACGUGUCAGAAUCAGCCAAUGACAUCAUUGGCGCCACUGCCCACACUCUCAACCCUGCUUCUCCAACACUCUUAAGUACUUUAAGCACAUGACAGACUUUCGUUUUUAUAAAGCACUGACAAUUCAUCAGCUUAUACAAUUCAGAACACCAGCACUUCCCUUCUAUGCAGACAGAUACAGUCUGACUGUCCUUUCUGGUGGAAUUAGACCGGCAGCGCUUAAUGCCUUGCAGGAUUAUAGCCUCUACCGCGGUGCAGUGGCAAAAGAAAGUCCUCCACAGAGUUGCCAGCGCCACCGCUGCUGUUGUUGUCACUCAUGUUGUUCACUCCGGGCCUCAACAUCAACUUCCUGCCUGUCAAGCGUUCCGCAGGCCCUGCUACCAUGACAACCAGGUGAAGAUAGAUCUCAUAAGUGCACUUCACUUGUGCACUGGGAGUGACAGAGAGUGAACUGCUUCCUCCUUCCCCCCAAGGCUCAGUAGAAGUGGGCCCGCGGACACGGAGACUCUAGUUUCGGCCCAGUGGGUCGCCACAGUGCAGUGCAGCACUUGCAGAGACUGAAAUGCACGCCCUGAAUAGCACUUGUAUAAAGAAAUGCCUUCCAAGGGGUACUGAGUGUCCUGUCCUAUUGCUAAAUAAGUGCCACAUGAGCUAUGCAAUGUAUAGUAACCUAUACCCAUACUCAAUACGCUCUAUUAGACUUAAUUUUCUUUCCCCCUUUUCUCGUUCACUCUCUUUCCUCGUUUCUCACUUCAGUCCUCAAUUCUUUAUCAAUACUUGAAAUGUAAUCUUUCGCUUCCUUUCCAAAGCGAAUGAUUGUUGUGACGUUUGCACUGAAAAGUUGCGGGAUUAGCGAAACAAAAACUGCCAUUGAAAUGUUAUUUUUAUAGAAGUAAAUUGAAUUUUGUUUCAGAUGUAUUUUACCUAAUUAAUGGAACCAAAGAGGCCAAGAUUUUAGCUAUUGUACUGAGAUGGCGAGGCCAUUGAAUUACUGUACAAUACUGUUUUUAAACAUUUGCAAACGGCCUACCACUGUAUCAGGGUACGAUAUGAUAUAUGAUCUUCAUUUCUUAUCUCUAUUUUCAUUCUCUGUUUUGUACAAUAAGCAUCACUUCAUUUUUCAUCUUUAAUUCUAUUUUUUUCAGUUUUCUAUUUAAUAAGAAAGUUAUUUUUAGUUUGUGUCUAAGAAUCAUUUAGUCGAAUAAAUGUCAUCUGUACAGUUUAUGUAAAAUAAAAUGUUUUCUUAAAUAUUUUGUAACUAAA
Molecule: messenger RNA, 3986 nt
Organism: Mugil cephalus (flathead mullet)
Lineage: Eukaryota; Metazoa; Chordata; Actinopteri; Mugiliformes; Mugilidae
Gene: inhbb
Product: inhibin subunit beta B
Exons: 2
Coding region: 1133-2344 (403 amino acids)
Biological process (GO): BMP signaling pathway; SMAD protein signal transduction
Cellular component (GO): extracellular region
Molecular function (GO): growth factor activity; cytokine activity
Source: RefSeq, a predicted model, not a curated record